GGUCUUAAUGCUCUAAGCAUGAGCGUGAAUCAGGAAGAUUUACCACCCCCAUCUCCCCACUUUGGAUCCACAGCCAUAGAAAUCGCACUUAAAGAAAUGCUUGCCAGCAAAGACGAAGUGCUUGAUGAAAUAGAUAAAGAAAUAAAAUCCAACGAUAGAAAAGUAAUCGAUUUGGACGAAAUAAAGGCUCAAGAAGCAGAAUUGGUAGAAGAAGAAAAAACUAGCAAGCGAAGACUAGCCAACCGCAAGCAAAAAUUAACUGCUAGAAACAAUAAAAUAAAAAAAUUUAAAGAGGAGAUUGAAGAUUUGAAAAAGAAAGACGAGGAGAGACGGGCAGAAUUUUAUAGAAGCGUAAGUCCGGAACGUCGGGGUAAAGAUAGUGCUCAUUUAAAUCAGCCAAAUCCAGAAAUUAAAAAACGAGAAAAAGCGUUGAAAAGAUUAAUUGAGGGAGAUGAAAAAAAUCUAGGGCAAAAAGAACUUGAUAACCGAGUGAAAGAAUUAGAAGAUAGAGCGAGGGAACUUAACAAUCUACUAAAAGACCUUGAAAAUCUGAAAAAUAAUAUCGGUCAAAUUCAACAAGGUGAUAAAGACGAUUUAUUUGGGCAAAUAUCCAAAGAGGAGUUAAAAUCCGCUAAAAAAGCCUUACUUGACAAAAUUAAUAAAUUAAAAAACCAAGGCAGUGUUUCUUUUGAGGAUGACAUUAAAGAAUUGUAUGAUUUAUGCGAGGAAUAUAAGGCAAAAGCCGAAGCGGCCGGAAAAAAUGAAGCCAAAUAUAACGCUUACAUAAACAAGUUGCUAGAAAAAGUAAAGAAAAAAGACAAUCUAGCGGAGCGAAAAAUUAAAGAUUUAGAAAUAGAAAAAAAAGAAUUAGAAGCAAAAUUAGUUGCGGUGGAAAAAAAGCACCCUAGUGUAAAAGAUACGCUACAAAAACUACACAAACGAAUGGACAACAGCCCGAAAGGUAGUCCGACCGAAAAAGAUCCGAUGAUGAAAAUGAUAGACGAUGAUUUGCAAAAAUUCAGAAUAGAAUAUGAGGAGAAAAUGGCUCGGCAGAGAGAAGAAAACCAAAAAGAAGUGGACGGAUUAAAACAACAAUUAGCGGAAGCAAACGCCCAAAAGGCGGAGUUAGAAAAACAAUUAGCCGCUAAAAACAAACCUGAACCAGAAAAAGGAGAAAAAUGUAAUAUUUUAAAUCAUGCGUCUUUAGAAAAUCACAUUAAGGACUUAAAAAAGGAAAUAGAAAAAAAAGAAGAACUAAUCGAUGAAUUGUUAGCACGAGAUAUUGAUAAAGGCUGA
Racocetra persica is the source of this 1296-nucleotide messenger RNA. The record is from the annotation of a GenBank genome assembly. Lineage: Eukaryota; Fungi; Glomeromycota; Glomeromycetes; Diversisporales; Gigasporaceae.